This is a messenger RNA of Micromonas commoda, 876 nucleotides long. RefSeq lists its product with no specific name. Gene Ontology annotation, molecular function: mRNA binding; poly(A) RNA polymerase activity. Gene Ontology annotation, cellular component: nucleolus; TRAMP complex. Gene Ontology annotation, biological process: RNA 3'-end processing. The record is from RefSeq and is a predicted model, not a curated record. The annotation marks the transcript as partial. The transcript has a single exon. Lineage: Eukaryota; Viridiplantae; Chlorophyta; Mamiellophyceae; Mamiellales; Mamiellaceae.
CUCAUACGUCUGCACCACGAGAUCGUGGACUUUUGCCGGUACCUCGAGCCCACCGCGGAGGAAUCGUCCGCGAGAACCGCGGCGGUUGAGCGAGUGCGGGGGGCGGUGCUCUCGAUCUGGCCGGGCGCGAGGUUCGAGGUGCACGGGUCGUUCGCGACCGGCAUGUACCUGCCAAACUCCGAUAUCGACGCCGUGAUACUGGGCAGCGGGUGCAAGUCCCCGGCGACCUGCCUCAAGGCGCUGGCGCUGUCGCUAUCGCGGAAGGGAAUGGCGAGGAAGAUCCAGCUCAUCGCGAAGGCGAGAGUGCCCAUCGUAAAGUUCGAGGAGCGACCCAGCGGAUUCCAGUUUGACGUAUCCUUCGACGUCGCGAACGGACCAGCGUCCGCCGAGAUCGUCCGCGCGAACAUGCGCCGGUUCCCAGCGCUCAGGCCGCUCACGACGGUUCUCAAGGCUUUCCUGCAGCAGCGAGCUCUUAACGAAGUGUACACGGGCGGGGUGGGUUCUUACGCCUUGCUGUGCAUGGUGAUGGCGCACCUGCAGCUGCACGAUUCGAAGGAAACCGCGUACUCGUGGGCCGGGGACGGGGGCGGCGAGGCCGCAGCGGAGGGUUGCCUGGGUGCCUUACUCAUAGACUUUUUCGAGCUAUACGGGCGUAGGCUCAACAUGGAGGAGGUUGGGGUGUCUUGUCGAGGCGGCGGCGCUUUUUUCGCAAAGAAGGACAAGACCUGGUCAGAUCCCGGCAGGCCCUUCCUGUUGGCCAUAGAGGACCCCCAGGACCCCACGAACGAUCUCGGCAGAAACUCAUACGGCGUGAGGCAGAUCAAAUCCGCGUUCGAGCACGCGUUUACGCUCAUGACCGCGCCGGUGGCGAGCAAG